AAAAAAAUGAAUUGAAAAAUGAAAAGCCCAACUGCGAGAAACAUCAAACUAAACAAGAAAUUAUUGAGCAUGCUCAAAGUCAAGAUCCAGAGAAACCCUAAGGUUACUCUGGCAACUUUAAAGGCUAAAGUAAAGACUGGCAUGACAAAGAAUAGUAGAACUAGAAGGCCACAGAGGAAUAUAAGCAAGAAUAGAAAAUUAUGAAUUUCGUUGUCUACAGUCGCCAAAAACAGAAAUUUUUUCAGUCCUCAAAGAACUAUGCGAACAAAGACCAAAACAGGGGCUAACACAAAUAUGGAAGUCACUAAAAAACGUGAGAUGCUUUCACCAGAUGAGAGCAGAAGUUACCUCCUUCACUCUUAUAUGAUAGGGAGAGUAAACUCUAAAAUAAAAAAUAAUAGAAUCAUAAAUGGCAGGUUUGUAUCUCCCCUCAAAUUAUUCAGAAAAGUUCAAGGAUUUCAGAGCAUGAAUAAGACAUCAAUAAUAGAGAAGGAAGAACUGAAUGGAGACUUCACCUCUUUGCCAAAAAUUGCGAAGGGAUUAUAAAUUUGCUAUAUAACUAUUCUUGAUAGUACUAUAUUUAACUCGUUCUUCAGGCGUGGCUAACUUGAUCAGCUUUUUAAGCAUUAUGUAAGCAUAAUAGUCCCUUGUUCUUACUGGGGUUGAAGAGUCUUGCCAGAAGGGAAUUUACCCAAUAUUUGGAGUAAAUUUACAUAUUGGAUGUUUUAAAUUUAGCUUGUGGGUUGUGAGCGUUUUAAUGGAGCAUCUUUGGAAUAGGAAAAUUCUGAACUUUGUAUAUGCACUUUGGCCCUUUGGGAUGAAAAAGGAUGCCUUAGGGACUGUUAGUGGAAGUAUUGGUUAUUUAGAGUUUGAAGAAUUUUCCGAAGUUUUCGAAAAUAUAAAACUGGUUUCUAAAGUCAGGUCUACCAUUUUAUGCCUUCUUUCGCAAGAGGUUUAAAACAAUAGGUAUCA
Molecule: messenger RNA, 972 nt
Organism: Moneuplotes crassus
Lineage: Eukaryota; Ciliophora; Spirotrichea; Euplotida; Euplotidae
Source: the annotation of a GenBank genome assembly